GAGGAUAAUCGCAAUGUCGGACCCCAAGGACGACGAUGAGAACCUCUUAAAACGACUAAACGCACUCAAACAGUCGAGGGUGCAAUUUUCAGACGGUCCAGCUACCUCGACUACUGCGGACUUGACCUCCCGGUUCCAAGGUCUACGAGCAUCAAGUCAGACCCCUGAAACCCCGACAUUAGAUGACGAAAGAGAUAUCCUCGAAAGUCACUUUUCCGCAGAGGACGAUGGAUUUGAGCAGCUACUGAAAGAGCUGGACCAAGACGCUUCAAAACAGAUCGGCCGUACAGAAGAGGACGACAUCAAGCGGUUACUGGACGAGGCGCAUCAGGUUUUAGAUGCCGCUAAGGAUGAUAUUGAGGGAUCGGGCAGACUCAUGAAAGAUGAGACAGUUCAACUUAAUGAUGAAAUGCAGAAAUCGCAAGACCCCAGUCCCGAUGAUGCCGAAGAGUCCAAGGAGACAGAAGAGGAGGAGACAGCGAAGGUCAUGGAGCAGGCAUUGGACCAUGCUCAAUUAUCUCCUAAAGACGAACAAGAAGACGGCAAAUUUGGCGACACAGACGACCCAGGCCCCUUGGAAAAGUCUUUCGACCUUCCAGCUGUGCCAACAGGUCAGCUCCCACUCCACGACGUAGAGUCGGAAGUGCAGGACAAUGAUUUGGCCGCGCGGUUCUCCAGCCUUUCGCUACCGUCUGCUCCAACGUUCAAACCAGGCGACAUGGCGAAGCGGAAGAAAACCACCGAGCCAUCUGAUGAAGAGGUAGGAGGUUGGUGUAUCAUAUGCAUGGACGACGGGGAGGUUUGCUGUUUGGGAUGCGACAAGGACGUCUACUGCAGGAAAUGCUGGUUUGAAGGUCAUCAGGGUGAGGAUGCGCUCUUCGAGAAUAAGAGUCACAAGUGGGUGAAGUUCCAGAAGCUCAAGCCUUAAUGUUCAAAUGUCCUACGUCAUGGGGUUAUGAAACGGGCCCGUCACAACGCCCGAAAGAGGCAACACAAGAUGGUCAUAAGAUACAUAUUAAUCCGGAAAGCACCUCAAUUCUCCGAACACCGUCGCCUGUAUUGUACACAGA
Molecule: messenger RNA, 1070 nt
Organism: Eremomyces bilateralis CBS 781.70
Lineage: Eukaryota; Fungi; Ascomycota; Dothideomycetes; Eremomycetales; Eremomycetaceae
Exons: 1
Coding region: 14-928 (304 amino acids)
Source: RefSeq, a predicted model, not a curated record